Anthonomus grandis grandis is the source of this 5921-nucleotide messenger RNA. RefSeq lists its product as uncharacterized. NCBI's taxonomy places the organism in Eukaryota, Metazoa, Arthropoda, Insecta, Coleoptera, Curculionidae. The coding region runs from base 631 to 3381 and encodes 916 amino acids. Gene Ontology annotation, cellular component: nucleus. Gene Ontology annotation, biological process: base-excision repair, AP site formation. The record is from RefSeq and is a predicted model, not a curated record. Gene Ontology annotation, molecular function: mismatch base pair DNA N-glycosylase activity; DNA binding. The transcript is spliced from 6 exons.
UUAAUUUCCCUAAAUAAGUACGUCGCAGUACUGCACUGACGUCAUUUUGAUUGAACAUGAGCAUGCGCGUUAAAAUUCCUGCAAUCAGCUGUUUCUUAAUUAUUCUUGAUUGCAUUAAAAGUGUACAAGGUUGAUUGCAUUGCUUCUGAUGCAAGAUCUCCCCCCAAAGGAGCCAUCGUUAACAUGCAUUCAAGUUUUUCCAUUUUAUAAAUAAUUAAAAAAAAAAUAGUUGAGUAGGGUAAAAUUAGAAAAAAAAAUGUCGAGGGACGACACUGAUCAGCAGGAUGGCAGCAGCGGCUGCGACGGCAGCAAAGCAAAGCAAAACCCAGGCCUGCCAGGAGGCUGAUAACAUAUUGAUUUUUCAAAACGUUUGUUGAACCAAUCACAAGUUAGAACUAUUUUUAAAGGGUGAGGUUGUCUGGUUUUUCUUUAGUUAGUAGUGCAAAUUGUGAGAACCAGCUAAAUGUGAAGUGGAUAACAGUUUAAGGGUUUUUCGCGUACCCGCUUCGGCGGCCGUUUCUCGUCCCCGUCGUAUUAAAUUGGCCACAGUCGGAUCCUCCGUCGCGUCGUUCCAAUUUCCAAAUCGUUCAACCAGCCAAAGCAAAACCAUUGCAGCAUCAAUUCAGUCCAAUGCAGGUGGCAACUUUAUUUCGUGAGUCAACCACUUUAUUGGGGGAAACCAUGGACCAACAAACUUCCAAUACAAAUACAAGUUCAACAACAGCAGUUUCUGCCUCAGGAUCCGCUGGGAAUAAUCAAAUUGGCAAUAUUGGCAUUGGCAUUAAUGGCACUGGCACUGGACCGCCUCCACCACCAGAUCAUCAACAUCAUAAUCAACUUCAAUCUCAUCAUACUCAUACCCACAGCCAUAGCCAUAAUUCACCAGGAGCCGGGCAUCAGCAUCACUUAUCCUAUGAACAGUUUAAUCAUAACCAUUAUCCUCACAAAUAUAAACUAAAUAUGAAAUUGGAAGCUCAUGACGAUGGCUAUGAAACAAGUGCGGAUAUUUUGAUAAACACUGCCAAUGUGAAUCAUAACCACCAUAAUCAUGAAGUGAAAAGGGAAAAAUUGGAUGAUCCAUAUAGUUUUAUCGACGACGAUCCGAUUCCAAUGCUUCCAUCGGCAGCACAGUUACCUCCACAUCAUAUGCCACCGAUGCACCAGUUGCCACCUCUAAACCAUCAAAUGUUACCAGGACCCAAGAAACGUGGGAGAAAGAAAAAAAUUAAGCCUGAAACUGGUGAGUUUCCUCAGGACUUAAAUGGAACACUUCCUAGGCCUAUAAAGGAGCGUAAGAAACAUGACAGGUUUAAUGGUAUGCCAGAAGAAGAAGUAUCAAAAAGAACGUUACCUGACCAUUUAACUGAAAAUUUAGAUAUAAUCAUUAUUGGUAUUAAUCCCGGUCUAUUUGCGGCUUAUAAAGGCCACCAUUAUGCAGGGCCAGGGAAUCAUUUCUGGAAAUGUUUAUAUUUAUCUGGGUUGACACCCCAACAGAUGUCAGCGGAUGAGGAUUACAAAUUACUUCAGGUUGGAAUAGGUUUUACUAAUAUGGUCCAACGUGCGACAAAAGGUAGUGCGGAUUUAACCCGCAAAGAAAUUAAGGAGGGUAGUCAAAUUCUGCUAGAUAAAUUAAGGAAAUUUAGGCCUAAAAUAGCAGUGUUCAACGGAAAAUUGAUUUACGAAGUAUUUUCUGGGAAAAAAGACUUUAAGUUUGGAAGGCAACCUGACUUAGUGGAAGGAACUAACACUCACAUGUGGGUAAUGCCAUCUUCGAGUGCAAGAUGUGCACAGCUUCCUCGUGCAGCUGAUAAGGUGCCAUUUUAUGCCGCCCUAAAAAAAUUCCGUGACUAUUUAAACGGACUGAUACCGGAAAUCGAUGAGAACGAAAUGGUUUUCAGCGAGCCAAAAGUCAAAUCGUGCUACGAAGCGGAACCAAAGGCAGACUUGUUUUCGGAGCUUACCGAUCUAAGUGGGACCGGCGUUAUUAAAACUGAAGACGGCACGAUAAUCCCCUGUAAAAAGAAACGUGGAAGGCCAAAGAAAAUCAAAGUGGAGGGCGAGGAACCGCCUCCGAAACCGGUCGUCCGUAAACCGGUCUCGGUCAGUAACAACAGCAACGGAGGCGCCGGCGAUUUCCCAAAAAAGAAACGCGGCCGGCCGAAAAAGGUCAAACUUGAAAACAUGGACGGUGUAAAUAAUCGGGGUGUGGCGGAGAAUAAUGGGAACAAUGGCGGCGGCACUGGGCAACAACAGACCGUGGGGGCGGCGACGACACAGCAUCAAAUGGCCAGUCAUUGUUUUUCGAAUCCGUCGCCGAUGCCGCAGUCAUCGCCGAAUCAUUUCUACGGAAUGAACAGUGCAAUGACGCCUCCAAGCAGUACCGCUAGUCAGCAGAUGCAGUACAGUUCUCAGGGACAAUCCGCGCAAGCGCAGGUUUAUCACAACCAUCAUUCGCCGAGACCACCCCCAUACAGUAGCCAAUCACCAAGACCUCAGUACAGUCAAUCUCCGCGACCGCAGUACAGCCAGUCGCCUCGACCACAAUACAGCCAGUCACCGCGGCCAGCGUACAGUCAAUCGCCUGCGAGACCUCAGUACAGCAAUUCACCUAGACCGCACUCGCAGCCGUUCACCCAUUCGGAUCUGAGUUCGGAGAUCAGUGCGGCGAUCAGUUCUGAGCAGCUCGGAUCUCCGGCGUCGCCGAUUGGUCCGCCGGAUUUCGAUCCGCCAACGAGUAUGGCGAACGAGGAGGCAGAUUGCCGACUUAGCCCGUCGCCGUCAACGAAUAGCGAAAACCCCCAUCAUUACCACAUGAGCCCUGCGCCUCCAUCGAAUCACAGCGGCGAGCACCACUAUCAUUAUCAGCCGUACAACAUGGAUGCGGGCCAGACUCAAGACAGUAAUCAGUAUUCAGGUUCGAGCCAACAGCAAAAAUCUCAGCAAGAUAUCGCUUCCAAAAGCUUGUCUGGUCUGGAAUCGUUAGUAGAUCAAAUUCCCAGCAUUACAGAUGGUGAGGGCGGUCAGAACGCUGCUCAACUGAGUGGUGGGACUGGUGGUGGCGGCGGUGGGGGUGAAAACGGCGCAAUCCCAGCGGGAGCCGAUCCCUACACGAACAGUUACUCGUCUGGCGCAGGUGCAAGGGUAAGCCCUGCUUCUUACAGUAACUAUCCUCCUUCAUCGAGUUACCCUAUUUAUCCGACUCCGACAUGGAGCGGGCACUAUGAGCCGAUGCCCCUCGGUUAUCCCCAAAUAUCCGCGUACCCCCAGAGCUACACUCCGGCGGGGAUUCAUGUACCAAACCCGAAUUAUCCGUACUACAGUUACCCUCAGCCCACCCCACCUCAUCCUCCUGGUUACCCUCCUUACCUAGGCGGCUUUUGAUUUCUUUUCUCUGUUGCUGUCUUUUAAUGUUGUGUACCUGUAAGAUAUGUUUAGCUAGUACCUAGCAAGUCUGUCCGCUUCACUAUAUAGUAUGGGAAAUUUCCUCAACAUUUCUUUGUUUUUAUAUACGUAUCUGUUUCAUUGGAGAAUUUUCGUGGAGAAUAAUUAAAUAAAUCAAGAAUUUUAAUUUCUUAUCAAGGUUUAGUUUUUGCAUGACAUGUUUGGGAAACUAUUUUUACCUUUGAUUGCUCAUUCUAACUUUCAAAUUGGCAUGUUAGUGCCAGUUGCAUUUUCAAGAAAGAAACUAACUGUGCCUUUAGUCAAAACAAACGCAGUUCUCUAAGAAUAAAUUUUAAAACUACAAAUAAUGAUGUACUACGUGCUGUUGUUAUAGAUUAGGACGGAGUUAUUAGAAAGUAUAUGGUAAUAAUAUUAGAUUAUUAUUUUAUUUAAUGAUUCUCCAAGUAAGUGUACAAGUUUGUAAAUGAUUUGCAUUUAAUGUAAAGUUUCCCAUAUUAAAUGAUGGUCACUUGCAUUUUGAAACCAGAGACUUGCACAGGGUAAAUGGUGAUAUUUUUUGUCAUAAGUAUUUUCUCUAAACUUUGAAUGUUAGUUAGGCCGAGGGUUUGUGCAUUAGGGUCAUUAUUCAGAUCUCAAGUCAAGUAUGUCUAAUAUGCCGUGUCAUGUCAAGUAUGUUUGUAAUGACAUGUCAUGUUAGUCUAUGCAUGAGAGCCCUGGACUUUAUUUUUUAGAUAUGUACAUCGUAUUAUUAUAAUAUGCAACUUUAAGUAUUAGGUAAUAAAUAAGGGUAAUAAAUUACUAGGUACGAAUAUAUAUUACACAUACCUACCAUUUUUCAUACCCAUUUAGCUAAUCCUCAAGAUGAACAUGAAUGUUGAAAUUGUUUUCUAUUUUAAAAUCGCAUUAUCAUGUCAGCUGUCACGAUGAACUGAACUGGACGUUAAGUUUUUUUAGUUUAUUGUUAUAUUUUUAUUUAUAUUGUUUUUAUUUUGUAUAUAUGCUAUUGUUUGUUUUUAACAGGUUAGUUCAGAGACGACAGUUGUUUUUUUACGUCUGAAAUAUGUUAUUUAGAGUUUGACAAUAAAAUAUAGACAAUUUCAUUAUUGAAUCGACGUACUAGUUAAUUUUUUUUUAUUGUCAAGGUAUGUAUUUGUCAUGAUAGCGGAAUUUAUUAAGAGUUUAUUUUAAACUUUACAUGCGAUCGUUUUUUUUUUUAAUACUUUUAGUCUCGAACAUCGUAAAGUAUAAAAAGAAAUGAUUUGUGAGCCAUACAGGCCUAUACUUAUGGUAAAAAAAGGAGACUAAUUCAGCGAAGCAAGGUGUUUUUAUUACAAAUAUAAUGAUUCAACUUCAAAAUCACUUUGUAUAGACCAUAAGUAUAUUUGGUUGCACAUGAAUCUACCUGUACAUAAAGAUCCUUAUUUUUUUAGAAAAUUGUGAACUGAUCCAAUAUUUUUUCCAUUAUAACCUUUCUUUUUUUAUUAAAUAGUAUGACUGAGCAGGAUGUACUCGAAAGAUUAAUUUAAGCCAAAUUAUAUUGUAACUGCGGUAAGGUCCAGGGCCGUGUGAUACUAUACCACAUCGUUAUAGCUAUAAGUCUUGGAAUUUGAUAUUUUUUUUUGAUGCCAUGUUAUUUUCGUUUUUCAAUUUAAAAUACAUAUUUAUUGCUCUAUUUGUUUCGACUACUUCAAGGAAGUGAUUCCUUUUCUAGUCAGUUUUCUUCUACGUGUGUCCUUACAUAUCUGUGUAUGAAAAAAUGACUUUUAGAGCGCGUUUCUAUUGGUCAGAUCUAAUGCAAGAGAGAUGGAAAUAGUGAAUUGUCCAACUGGAUACAGAGUGUUCAGACGGCUUUAUUAAGACUUAUUUUAAAAUGUUGUUAUUGUAUUCAACACAUACGUAAUGGUAUGGUCGUGAUGAGCAUUCUUACUAAAACUGCCAUCAAAAUACAUGAGUACCAAUGGUAAAAUGUCUUUUAAUGUAUUUGGUGAACAGAGUUAGUAAAAGUUAUAUACAGGGUUAUAAAGUUCAAAAUCUAGCCUAUCGGAGAGUAUAUUUUACACUUUUUGAUUCUGAACCCUCUGAAUUCAGGUGUUAGCUAAGUAUAAUGAUGAUAAUGAUAAAAAAAAAAUAUGUGAACCAAAUUUUUAACGAAAUUAGAUUUUAGGGUAGGUGGCGUGAUAUUGUUUCAUUUUUCGAUGUAAUUAAGAAUGCCGUGUUUGUUUAAAUGACUAUUGCAAGACUAAGUGACCUAAAGAUAUGGUAAUCAUGUGUACGUAAAUAUAUUUAGGAUUUGUACAUUUUCUUUUAUAAAAUAAGAAUAUUUCCUUAAUCGCACUAUUUCCUUCUCUUUUUCUUUUAUUUGAAAAUCUGUUCAUCCUUUUUUUUAGGAAUACGAGUUUUUCUUUGCCAAAAUGCAUAACAUUAACUAAAGCAUUCGGUGUAAAGUUUAUAAGAUGGUUUGUGUAUUUAUUUUGGACUUUGAAAUUUAGUUCUAAUGAAUAAAAAGUUUUUAAAGCAAA